AUCUAGCGAAAAGCCACCAGAACCGCCUUGCCCCGUCAUCCGUCGCCCGUGCUGCUCCGCCGCGUUUUCCUCCCCAUCCGCAGCCCUCCAUUGCUGCCCCAAGGUACCGAGGAAGAUUGAUAUGGGGAUUUGAGUGGGAGAGGUUGGAUCUACAAAGGGGUGUGUGGAUCUGAAAAGCAAGAGCAGAUGGAUUGAAGGCGAGCGGACCCCUCUGCCUUCUCUCUUUCUUCACAGAGCCCCCGCUCGUUCUUUCUUUUCCCCCAUAUUGUCAUAUCUAGCGACAAGCCGCCAGAACCGCCUUGCCCCGCCGUCCGUCGCCCCUGCUGCUCCGCUGCGUUUCCUCCCCAUCCACAUCCCUCCAUUGCUGCCCCAAGGUACCGAGGGAGAUUGACACGGAGAUUUGAGUGGGGGAGGUUGGAUCUACAAAGGGAUGUGUGGAUCUGAAAGGCAAGAGUAGAUGGAUUGAAGGCGAGCGGACCCCUCAGUCUUCUCUCUUUCUUCAUAGAGCCGCCGCUCGUUCUUUCUUUCCCCCCUUCUCGUCAUAUCUAGCGACAAGCCGCCAGAACCGCCUUUGCCCCGCCGUCCGUCGCCCCUGCUGCUCCGCCGCGUUUCCUUCCCAUCCGCCACCCUCCAUUGCCGCCCCAAGGCACCGAGGGAGAUUGACAUGGGAAUUUGAACGGGAGAGGUUGGAUCUGCAAAGGGGUGCGUGGAUCUGAAAAGCAAGGGCCCCGUUCCCCCUUCGUGCGUUCCGAUGUUCCAUAGAUCCGAACGUCAGAUGCCGCCGCCGGCGGCGGUGGCCGACUGGUCGGGCCUCCACCAAGACAUCCUCAGCCGCAUCUUCCUCUCGAUCGCAUGCAUCGGCGACCGGGUCAGGUUCUCCGCCGUCAACCAGCACUGGCGUGGCGUCGCGCUGCAAAACCCGCCCCCGCUCCCCUGGCUCCUCAUGCCCUCCACUGCCGGGACCUCCUGCUACCGGAUCUUCGGCGGGAUCGCCGACCCGCAGCCGCCCCUCGCCGGCGCCGUCCGCGGGGCGCGUUUCUGCGGCUCCUCUCAGGGCGGCUGGUCCGUGGUCGUGCUCCACCAGUGGCACGGCCACGCCCUGCUCAACCUCCGCUCCGGCGAGCGCGUCCUCCUCCCGGACCACGUGCGCGUCACCCUGAACGGCGGGCGCGUCCCGCCGAACUUCAACGUCGUCAGGUGCCCCAUAAUGAUCCGCGCGGCCGCCGUGUCCGCGCCGCCGCCGUCGGCUGCAUGCGUCGUCGCUGCCCUGACGACAGGCCAGACCACCAUGGCGUUCUGGCGCCCGGGCAUGGACUGCUGGUCGCCGGCGCCGCUGGGGGCUCCGUGUGACGCCCAGGACCUGACGUACCACGACGGAUGCUUCUGGGCCGUCAACCCCUGUGAGCAGCUCUUCUGCUACAGGCCGGAGAUUGCCGGCGCAGACGGUGCGCUUACUGUUCAACAUCUUGUCUACCAGUGCUGUGCUGACCAGAUGACCCCCGCGGCGCCUGGGGAGAUCGUCUCCCGCUACCUCCUGCCUGCCGCCUCCGGUGAAGAUUUGCUAAUGGUGAAGAGGUUCGUCGAUCCGGCGAGAGGCGGCACUAGGCGGUUCGAGGUCUUCAGGCUAGAGAAGCAACUUGGCAGAACCUCCUGGCGCUUCCACAAGAUGGAGGGGCAGGUGCUCUUUAUCGGCCGGAGCUGCUCCAAGGCCUUCGACACAGGGCGCAGCGGCAAUCCGGGCUACAUCUACUUCCUCGACGAUGUCUAUGGUGGCCGUCCGAUGAGCGUUCUCCAGCAGAACGAAUAUCCCUGCACCGACAUGGGUGGUUGGAGUUGCUCCCCUGACGACGAGGAAAUCAAGCGCUGCCUGCCAUGGGCGCAUCCCUCGGACAGCUCACCGUCCAUUUGGUACCUCCAUUGAUCUACCAGGAGUUGGUUUCUAGAUUUCGAUCUCAUCAUAUUUCCAUAAUUUUAUUUUGAGUCUUUGUUGCCCAUCAACAUAUGCCAUGCUCCAGGUCAGUGUCUCGGUUUGUUGUCUUCGUUGCUGUGGUCGUUGUCGCUCUUGUUGUAAACUUGUAAUUUGGCUAUGGGAAACUGGAAGUUACAUA
Triticum urartu is the source of this 2108-nucleotide messenger RNA. RefSeq lists its product as uncharacterized. The record is from RefSeq and is a predicted model, not a curated record. Lineage: Eukaryota; Viridiplantae; Streptophyta; Magnoliopsida; Poales; Poaceae.